AUGAGUGUUAAUGCAGCCAAGAGGAUCAAUUCUCCGUGAGUAUUGUUAAACUAAAAAAUUAUAAUAGCAUCAGUUGGUCUUAAAUUCAGUUGCCAGCGACUAAGUAUUUUUUCUUUCGUAUAUCUGUUCAUGGCAUAAAGGAGAUUGUCUGAUGGAGUUCACAACAGUAAUAAAAUCGGAAAGUGCAAAAACAUAAGCGUAUUUUAUUAGUUCUUCAUUUGUGUUUAUUACUAUCCCUAUAGCUGCGAAACAAAAGUUAUAAACAUUUACCCGGUUGGAAUUUGGCUCUCACUUAAUGUAAUCUGUAACAGCUGAUAGAAUGUAUACAUCUUCCAGGUUAUUUGAUUCUCGACCAGACAGUAUUUUGUCAGUAACGCCUGUAAGCUGACAUGUACGCUAGCUAGUUAGUUUUUUAUAGCGUGAACUUUUCAUGUUAUAUGCGUCCUUUUUUUGCCACGAAUGAUAAUCAUGUCAAGCAUUUGUUAAUGUUAAUAUUUAGUCAUGUUCUUAUGUGGCUUUUGCUGAUCUAAUCUGCAGUCUGGCAUAAUUUAAUUUUGUGAUGAUGUGUAUCAUGUUUUAGGAAACCAAUGAUUUGGAAUGAAGAAAAGGAUGAGCUGCUUUGUAGAGAAAUCUUGGUUGUCAAUGUGUUUUGUGGCACCAAAAGGAGUACUGUGGCAAGAGGGGCAAAAUGGGAAAAGGUAGCUGAAAACCUAAACAAACUCCAAGAUGUAUAUUUUAAAGUGGAUAAGAGGGCAGUUCGUGACCGCUAUAACAAUCUUGCAAGGGAUCUGAGGAAAAAAAUCAAAAAUGAAGAGAAAGCAAGUGGUAUAGAGACUGAUAUGACAAACUUGGAGAAAGCUUUGGAAGAUUUGAUUGAAAGAGAGGAUGCGGCUGAGUCUGAGCAGAGAGUAGUUGAUGACCAGAAGAAACAAGAUAGAGAAAAUGCAACAGACAUGAGAAAAAGAGCAAUGGAAAGUAUUGGGCAGACAAAAAAGAGGAAAGAGUCCAAUGAUGAUGAAAAUGAAGGAAGAAAAUUUAAGAAGAGGUCAAGUGGUAAUGCAACA
Molecule: messenger RNA, 1064 nt
Organism: Porites lobata
Lineage: Eukaryota; Metazoa; Cnidaria; Anthozoa; Scleractinia; Poritidae
Source: the annotation of a GenBank genome assembly